AUGGUGCGGACGUCCGUGCAGCUGAGUGGGAGCAACACCGACAAUUAUCGUCUCACCUUCACCACCGCGGUACCGGCGGAGCAGGCCAACGGCAUCACCAUGUGCACCAACCUGGACCCCAGCAUCAGCGGCGCCAAGAUCACCGUCGUGUGGGAUGACCCGAAGCUCGCGCCGGUUGGCAACGGCAUGUGCAAGAGCCUGGCGCUCUAUUCCGCCUGGGGCUCCACGUGCCACAAGGAUUGUGGAGCUGCUGAGUGCGUUGUGAAGGACGGCCAGCAGCAGUGCCAGUGCCCCAAGGGCCUCGUGUUCAACGCAGCCAAGAAGCUCUGCCGCGCUGCUCCUCCUCGUAGGUGCCUUGCUGCUUAUUGCGUGCUUGCCCACAUGUAUGAAUCAGCCGGCAGGUUCUCUUGUUCGUGA
Messenger RNA from Closterium sp. NIES-65, 417 nucleotides. The record is from the annotation of a GenBank genome assembly. Lineage: Eukaryota; Viridiplantae; Streptophyta; Zygnematophyceae; Desmidiales; Closteriaceae.